Messenger RNA from Strongylocentrotus purpuratus (purple sea urchin), 7361 nucleotides. RefSeq lists its product as uncharacterized. Bases 272 to 5860 code for a protein of 1862 amino acids. The record is from RefSeq and is a predicted model, not a curated record. The transcript has 26 exons. Lineage: Eukaryota; Metazoa; Echinodermata; Echinoidea; Camarodonta; Strongylocentrotidae. Gene Ontology annotation, molecular function: protein binding.
CCCUUUAAUCUGCCUCCAUGCCGCAGCAUACCUAGGGACGAGUUUAGACCAAAGAGUUAUCUAUAGGCCUAGCUAGCUACCUAUUGACGACGGUGUUGUAAUCGCCUGCGCGCGCGCACGCUGGCGCCACUCGAAACCUCGCGUCAAGCUGAGAUAAAUAUUUCUCCUUGUUGGUCGGGACGGCGACAUUUCAGUAAACGUUCCCUCAUCAUCAUCAUUCGUCCAUCUCUCGGUUUAUGAGUUGGUGGAUAAGACUGCACUAGAAAGAAAGAUGGGAGACUGUUUGAUAUUUCAUCUGGUCUGCCUGGCCUGUGUCACCCUGGUGAUCGCCUACGAUGUUCCGAAUCUCGACAAAGAUUGCUCGAUCUCAGCGGUGUGUGGGCGAAAAACAUGGGCGGAGAAGAAGGGCGUCUGUGCCUCAAACGGAGAAUUCUACCACACCUUGUGCGGACUACAAGUGUACCGAUGCGAAACAGGACUAGAUAUCUCCCCAGUUAUAUUCACAGACGAUGUGAAUGAUUGCGUAAGAAAGACGAGAGAAAGGCGAGGUGCCCAUCAUCGAUCUCGGCGGGCUCAAAAACAUGUCAUCUUGGAGGCGAUUUCCUGGAAAAUCGCUGCCAGACAACAUCUCGGCUACUACCAUCCCAACAUAUCCAUCAAUGUCACGUUCCAGACAUCCAGGUUGGGCGAUACCAUCCAAGGACGAGGUUUAUGGAAGGCUGGUCUGUAUCGGAGUCAGUUUGAAGACGGGUUUGGUGAUCGAGCUGGACCGUAUGUACAGCAGUUACUGAGCGACGAGGAAGCUUCCAUGAAAGUUCGUACUGGAAGACCUCACUAUUUCACCAACCUCCAAACAGUGUAUGAUUUGAAUGAGGUAGGAUGUAGUGACUUCCUGUACCUGUGCGUAGAGUUUUCUCAGGGAGAUAACCCUCGCCCACCCUACACACUCACUAUUACAUCAUUAACCGGAAGCGCUGUUCUAUGCACCGAGAUACCGUGCUAUGGGAGAACCGGUGAUGGAGUGGAUAGAACAUGUCGCCUCCCUUGUCCUGGCGAUGCUGAGCCGGUCUGUGGCAAUGACGGAAUCACCUACUCGAGUUCCUGCGAAAUCGACAACAUAGUAAGAUGUCUGUCACAAAACGUGGGGGUCGCCUACUAUGGCGAAUGUCGAAUAGGAGUAAUUAUGGAGAGUAUGUUCUGGUCAGCCGGAGUGGUGAGCAAUGAGCCUGGAGAACUGACCGAGCUGGAAAUGGAAGCUUUCCUCUUUGCAAACGAGUCCAGUGAGAGCGUGGCCGGAACGAAUCUCUGGCGCAUGGGGGUAUUUGGCAGCAUGAACGUCAAUGGAACAGGACCAAAGUUUGGAUACAUUCCACAGAUUCUGGAAGGAAAAAGUGCGAGUCAGAUACUGGUAUCUGGCCUUCCGCUUCCAAUCCGAGCCCGGUUUCCUUUCGACGUUGGGACGAUUGGCUGUAACGAAUUCCACUUCAUGUGUAUGGAGUUCACUCGUGGCAAUAAUGCGGAACCUUUCUUUCCAUUCCAAACCAACAGUGGGAAGGAGGUCUUCACAAGUUGCCGGGCGGCGCCGUGUGACCCACUAGCCAGUUUGCUCCGUAUGGCGGUUGGACCAGUCACUUGGGGGCUUACAGUGAUGGCCGCCCGUAGAAGCGCUCCCAGUGACAUCGUACUUGAUUUGAAUGCCCAACUCAGUCCUGACAGUGACGUCAUUCGCGGACAAGGUCUUUGGCGAGUAGGAUUGUUCGGCAGCCCUAUGGCCAAUGGGAGCUCCGAUGAGAGGUUUAAUUACGUACGGCAGCUCCUCGAUCCUUCCCAGGCAUCUGUACCUGUCAUACCCGGGGGAAAAAUCAACUUUCCGUCUCUUCCAACUCAGUUUGACAUUAUGAAGCUCGGCUGCUCGAAGUUCAAGUAUAUAUGCCUCGAGAUCGCGAAGGGUGACGAACCUCGACCAGAUUUCGUCUUUCACAACGAUGCGCAGAAACCCCUUAUCUUCUGCAAAUCCGUGUCAUGUCCAGGUCCUUCAAAACCAGUCGUUCGUCUGCUUUCACUCGACUGGGAUUUACAUCUGCUUGAGCACAACAUCGGCCGCCCAAACAAUGUAAGCAUCAGCGUCACAAUUGCUACUUCAGAACGAUCGUCCCCGCUCAACGGUACCAACCUGUGGAAAUUGGGAUUUUUCACCAGCGAAAAUGGUCCAGACAGAGGUGCUAUCAGAGGACAGCAUCGGGAGCAGAUCUUAACCGAGGCAGCUUCGUCGACUCCUAUUACUCCCGGGAUGCCACUGGACUUUGUAGACGUGCUCUCUUCCGUCGACGUAACUGGUAUGGGAUGCACAGGGUCAGAGUUCAACUACAUCUGCAUUUCGUUCGCCAAGGGAGACUCUCCAAACCCGGACUUUGAUUUACCGUUGCGUAAUGACGAAGCUGUUUCAUGCAAGAGAAUAACUUGCCAAGCGGCGCAGUCUCAAAAGAAUGCCCUCUUCCAGCGGGUGGUAGCAAACUGGCAAAGCGUAAGAUCCCCUAGUGCUAAUAUCGAGGUAACGAUGACAUUAACACCAGACACCGGUAGUGAUACCAUCAGGGGAAACAACCUAUGGAAGAUGGGUGUCUAUGCAACGGAUUCCCAACGAGCUGAGAACCCUACCAAGUAUGGAUACAGGCAAAACAUACUCACUCAGCAAGCUAUGAUGACGCCUAGCUAUCAGUAUGGAACCAAUCUCGUUCUGUCCGGUGAAGUUGAUUUCGACACUAGACUUAUGUGCGAUGGACCAAACCCACACCCAUACUUCUGCGUUGAAAUGCGCAGGAAUGAAGCUUCGUCCGUGGAUUUUACCAUUCCGAUCAGUGGAGGCAUCUUAAAAGUAUGCAACCGCUUCAAUUGCCAAGCUGUUAUACGUGAUACCGCCAAGUACACGAGGAUGGGCGCUCAGAUAGACAUGCCUUCAAGUGGAAACCAGAUUGGUGCUUCACUUACUAUAACCCCUGCGUCUGAUACCACUAGAAUCGUUGGUGAUGGACUGUGGAAAGUUUCAGCUUUCGCCAGUAGAAAUGCUCAAGGCACAGGCACUAGGAACGGCGAAGUAAGGAACAUCCUUGACAGACAAUCACUGCGUGCUCCUAUGGAAGCUGGUCGCGAAAUGACUCUGAAUGGCGAAUUCGAUUUCCCCCGGAGAGCCGAUUUGGGUUGCAGAGCUGACUACCAGUACCUGUGUUUCGAGUUUGCUAAAGGAGACCGACCUUCCAUGACAUUUGAAAUGCAGUCGAAUACCAUGUGCCGGGAACAGACGUGUAGCGGUGACGAGCCCUCAAACAGGGGCAACGGGGGCAGCUCCUCGGGGAAAACCGCCAGGUACACCAAUAUCGGCGCCUCACUAAGCAGAAGAAACACACGUGUGAGCGCCACUCUAAGUGUGACCCCCGCAGAGAAUACGGACAUCAUUAGCGGCGAUGGACUCUGGAGGGUCGGAGCUUUUGGCAGUGCAAAUUCACGGGGCGAAGGACGAAGAAGUGGCGAAGUCCCGGACAUCCUCGAUUAUCUUGGCAGGCGCAAAACUCUCCAGCCACCUACAAGACGGGAUGAUAACAUCAUGGAGCUGUCUGGCUCUUUUACUUUCCGUGAUGCCGAUCAGCUGGGCUGCAAUAAUGCCUACCGCUAUUUAUGUUUUGAGUACGCUAAAGGAGACAAUCCAUCCACCGAAUUUUCCAUGUCGCCAAUCGUACUCUGUGAAGAACAACAGUGUGACAGUGGAUCGACGGGCGGACACGGAACAGGGGGAUCUGGUACCAGCGGAGGAAACAAUAAUCGUGGUACUGGCAGUGGUACUAGCGGUGGUACUAGUCCUAGCGGUGGUACUAGUCCUAGCGGUGGUAGUCAUGGAAACGGUGGUAGUGGGUCAAAUGUAGAAGACAACAGGAACAAAAAUAUUGACAUCACUGGCCUAGCAUGGGCGCCUGAAUUGUCUCGUGGGGGGUUCUUUGACUCGGUUGAGGCUACUGUUAACCUAGACGUGUCUCCUGGAUCUACUUUCGACGGUACAAACUUGUGGAGGAUGGGAGUUUUCGCGAGUGACGACGCCCAAGGGACCAGUCGUAAUGACGAAGCCCCCCAGGUCUUAGAUAUGGGAGACAGAUCAAGGUCCAUUGUAUCAGGAAGGCCCAAUACUUUCCAAAUAAGAAAUCCCAGAGUAAAUAUCUCAGAUGCCGGAUGUGACGGAAAGCGCUACUUGUGUCUCGAGUUCGGCAAGAGCAGUCGUCCCAACCCGCCAUAUACCAUACGAGAUUCGAAAUCAGACGGAGGCACUAGGGUAUCCUGCAAGGUUCAGCAAUGUAAAAUAACACCCAAGAUUUUAGUGAACAGCGUAAGGCCUACAAGCAGCGAAGGCAUUGAAAUACGUGAGGGAGAGCAAAACGAAGUCGAUUUCGAUGUCCUUGUCAAGUACAACCGUGGUGCCAGUAUGGGCAUUCGGGGUCGGAAUCUAUGGAAGGUCCAGGCAUGGGGCUCGGCGACUGAUAGAGACACCGAGGACAAAAUUUCUCCCACCGAUCAGAUUUUGGGCGACUUCGAAAGGGAUACCGCAGUAGACAUGGGAUCUGAGAGACCCGAGUUUAAGUUCCAGAGACUUUCACAUACAAUCGAAAUGAGGCCUGACGUGAAAUGUAAGAAAAUGAAGUUCCUAUGCGCCCGACUCCAGAAGGACCGUCCACAACCUGACUUCAAACUGAUGGCAAGAGAUAAUAAUGCCGAUAACCUCAUGGGUUGUGUCAAAGUCCGAUGCAUUGGUGUUAACAUGACUGCUGAUUUGCUCUCUACCUCAACUCCCUCUCGUGGUAUUGUCCAUCCUAUUCCUCCUGUGCACCCUUCUCCUACCCCAAACCCUUCCAAUCCAACAGCCGAGGCUAAGCCACAGUUCACAGUGUCGACCAUUGGAGUGGUUCGCGUCCCUUUCUCAGCUGUUCGAUCAGGUCGCAGUAAUGACAUGACCCUGGACAUCAACGUGGUCUACGACAGGGCUACCACUACCGAUAUCACCGGCAAUCCAGGAUGGGCUCUCGAAGCAUGGGGCAGUCCUAAGAAGAAUGGCAAGAAGGCCAAAGUUUCCCCUGCUAAUCUCAGACUGGGAUCCGCAGCUCGACAAAACUUUGAACUAGGAGGUGUGCUCAGAUUCAACAGUAUUCCUUACGAUUUUGAUCUGAAUGGCCAGGCAUGUGGAAGUACCAAAUUCUUAUGCAUUAAGAUCUCCAAAACUGGACCUGGAUUCACCCUGAAGGGCAAACCAAACAGCAAAGUCUUCACCAAGUGCAGUCCCUUGGCGUGCCUUCCCGGUGAAAACGAACCCGCCUCAACAGGUGGUGGUGGUGGCGGUCAUGGCGGUGGUGCUAUGGGUGGUGGUGGUAACUCUGGCGGUGGUGGUCAACAAUCAUCUGGUCCACCUCAAGUGACCCUACUCAACAUGAAUGUGAACUUUGAUCGGUACCCUGUGUCAGAUGGCGAUGUACCAAUUACGGCGAACAUGGACCUAACCUCUUCCCCUGAGUCCGGGGUGCCUGCUGGCCCUAACCUGUGGCACGUUGCUUUCUACGGUAACUCACAGAGUGAUGGUUCGGGCCGCGACAAACUCGGAUACACUGGCAAUGUUCUCACACCCAAGCAGGCCAAGACAUCCCUUGUCCCUGGCGGUUCUAUGAGUAUCAACGGCAUCCGCUUUAAUUUCAAUAUGGGCGCGAUCGGAUGCCAUCCGUAUAACUAUCUGUGCACAGAGUACGGCAAAGGAACUAGCGACAGGUACGAGAUGAUCUAUCCACAGAGUGGAAGGAGAGUCUCUUGCCAGUUGCAACAAUGCAAUUAGCAGGAAAUAGAUAUCUUUUAUUCGGAUCAGACGUUCACCAGAGGCUGUCAAGUCAUCUACCCGUACACAAGACUUAUAAUUAGUACUACUUCUUAGUUUUCCCUUUUAUUUACAUCUUUUGUUGUUGUUGCUCAAUGACGUAUCAAUCCGAUGAACAUCAAGAAUACUGCAUUUGAAGAAAAAAACUCGGGCUAAAAAAAAGGAAUCGAAAUUCUUUUUUCCGUUGAGCGAUUACACAGUCAGUACACAAUGAAGUUCAAAAGAGGUGCAGUUUUCUGUUGACAAACUAAAUGCAAUCCUUCAAGUUGAUUUUGACCUAUACUGUACAUACAAUCCAAUCGCUUUUUAUUUUAAUCAAAUAAGUUAUAUAUAAUAUGUAAUCAUGUUGCUGAGCUCCUUUGCUUGCCAUUAAAACAUUUCUGGGAAGCCUUUUACGAUAAUAUACACUAAAAUGAAGAAGAAGUAAAAAUGAUGUAAAUAUAACAAAUUCAUUAGAUUUGCGAAAUGAGAACAAUAUUAAGGAAGAAUUGUAAGAGUAUGACUGUCUAUUGUACUUGCAAUCUGAAUAGGUGAACAUUGUUUGAUAUCUUAUCGUCCAUGUAGAAUAACUAAGAAUAUUGGUCUUAUAAUAAUAGCUACUUCAUAUAGACAUGCCCCAGAUGAUAUUCCUGGCUUUUGACCAAAUCUGAGUAUAAUCGUACCUCCAAUAUGAAAUGUAAAUUUGUAUUAUUCUUGUAUAUAACAAUAAUCAUACUCGGUGUUCUCAUUUUGAUUUGAACCCGUUUCGAAUAUCAGAAGACCUCUCUUAUGAUAACUGCAUUUCUUAAAACCAUGUCAUGUGCUUGUACUUUAAGUUUAUUAACCGUCGUUGAUGGCGUAUCUAGAAAUUGAGUAACAGGGGUCAAAAUGUAGCAAGAUGACAAAAGCGGCACUACAUGCCGCCCUCCCCUCCCAUGACCCCCCCCCCCCUUUCUGAGGCAUACGAAACGCCAUAUUUGCUGUAAUGAGCAGUCCAAACGACUACCGGGGGGGGGGGGGUCUCUGCGUUAUGUUGGCUACACUGCCCUUAUAAAAAUGCAAUGGUAGUACAGAGUCAUUAUUCAAAAAAGUGCAGCACGUGCCACAAUUAGCUGUUGAAUGGCAUCAGAUUAGGUAGACACCCGACAAAAGAUUAUAUCUAAAUCUCCCUUUUCAUUGAACUUGAACAAAAAUUAAGUUUUAACCUCUGUAUUAAUUGUCCUUUUUUAUGUGGAAUAACCCACAACCCUGGGAGAUUAAUGUUUCAGAUUAAGUUGGAAUCCUGAACAUUUUCAAUCCCUCACGUAGGUUCCGUUGUAAGUAUUACAAUCAAUAAGCCAUGAUUCAAAUAUCUGUCACAUGUUUAAUCAUAUAUCAGUCAUGUAUUGGUUUUCAUGUUAACCAAUUUCAACUGAAACGAGUGUGCCUGUAAACGGACGAGCGCCUAAAAUGAAUUAAACUACAUAUCCUUUCCCUCAACAAA